This is a messenger RNA of Klebsormidium nitens, 1296 nucleotides long. The record is from the annotation of a GenBank genome assembly. Lineage: Eukaryota; Viridiplantae; Streptophyta; Klebsormidiophyceae; Klebsormidiales; Klebsormidiaceae.
CUAGACAUCUGUCCGGCCUGGUAGCUGGGUCACAGGGGUACGUCUCCGAACGUCUCUUCCCUGAACGAGAGGGGGCGCAGUGCAGCAGUGCUUGGUUCAGUAUAUCUUUGAUGCAGAGUGGCGCCUGCUCACUGUUCAUCAGGCCUACAGAAAGUUUCUAGAACCUCUGAACCUCGAUUUGUAAUCGAGCUCACUGGACGCUGUGAAGGCCUUCGUGAUGGCAGGUGAAGCAGCUCCCGUCGAUGUUCCGGCGCCUCGGAUCGGCGUUCUGGCCAUCCAAGGGUCAUUUCGGGAGCACUGUGGCAGCUUGCGUAAGUGUGGGUUGCCUGCAGAGCAUGCUGUCGAGGUGCGCACGCCAGAUCAGCUGCAGGGUCUACAUGGGCUGAUCAUUCCAGGAGGGGAGAGCACCACCAUGGCGAACGUGGCAACACGGAAUGGUCUGCUGCCAGCCUUGAAGGACUUUAGCGCCUCCGGCAAGCCUGUCUGGGGCACAUGUGCCGGCUUGAUCUUCUUAGCUGAUCGGGCUCUUGGUCAAAAGAAGGGUGGUCAGGCUCUCCUAGGCGGGCUCAAUGUCACUGUCCAUCGCAACUUCUUUGGAAGCCAGGUGAACAGCUUUGAAACGGAGCUCCCUACACCCAAGGAGUUGCAAAAGUUGGGAGGGGAGGACGAUCCCACGUUCCGGGCCAUCUUCAUCCGGGCUCCUGCCAUUGUGGAAAAGGGCCCCAGUGUUGAUGUCCUGGCGCAGAUCGACCUCCCUGAGGGCACGACUACGAGCACCGCCGACGAAAAUGGACAGGAGAUCAACAAGGUCAUCAUUGCAGUCCGCCAAGACCAGCUGCUCGCAACCGCCUUCCAUCCUGAGCUGACAGCUGAUACUCGAUGGCAUUCGUUGUUUUUGAGGAUGGUUACAGAGAAUAGGGACAAGGCGGAUGCCGCAGCUGCUGAAGGCUCGAGUAUGUCUAGUAGAGCGAGGGAAGCACCAGCUUCGUCGAUACGACCAGCCGAUCUACCUAUAUUUAAAGAGGCGGAGAAGUUGGAUUAUCUAAAGUGAGGCACCUAGCGCUAGUUUGUUUCGCAAUAUUCCGAAGAACGUAACAUGGUUGCGCAGGUAAGAGCAUUUGUUGUCCACAGAUGCCAGGUCGUCAAAUCACCAUAGAUAGCAGGAACAACAGUCCAAGAACACUCGUCGCUAGAUUGCAAUUAUGUAAACCAAAUAAGCAAAAUCGAGGCCCCUGACUACAUGACAUUCGUUGUCUUUUUUAAGAUCCCAUUUCAUUAUCGGCUGCCGCAUGAACC